AUGGCGACGUUCGCCAAGCCGGAGAAUGCGCUGAAGCGCGCCGAAGAGCUGAUGAACGUGGGGCAGAAGGCCGCAGCCCUGCAGUCCCUGCACGAUCUGAUCACGUCGAAGCGGUACCGCACAUGGCAGAAGCCGUUGGAGCGCAUCAUGCUUAAGUACGUGGAGCUGUGCGUGGACAUGCGCAAGGGGCGCUUCGCCAAGGACGGCCUCAUCCAGUACCGCAUCGCUUGCCAGCAGGUGAACGUGCAAUCGCUCGAGGAGGUGGUGAAGUAUUUCCUCAAGCUCGCCACGGAGAAGGCGGAGCAGGCGCAGGCGCAGGUGGAGGCGGCGGCGGCGGAAGCCGCCUUGGGGGAGGUGGCGGAUCUGGAGGCGGAGAAGAGCCCGGAGGACCUGAUGCUGGGGUUCGUGAGCGGCGAGAAGGGCAAGGAGCGCACGGACAGCGAGCUCGUCACGCCCUGGUUCAAGUUCCUCUGGGAGGCCUACCGCACCGUGCUGGACGUGCUGAGGAAUAACUGCAAGAUGGAGGCUCUCUAUGCGGUGAGUGACCGGGUUCGCGAGAGGGGAGAAGGCAAGGAGCGGCGAGAAGGGCAAGGAGCGCACGGCCAGCGAGCUCGUCACGCCCUGGUUCAAGUUCCUCUGGGAGGGGUGGUGAGAGUGGGGGAGUGGGGGGGUUGGCGGAGAGAACGGGGGGAAUCGGCGGACCUGGAGGCGGAGAAGAGCCCCGAGGACCUGAUGCUGGGGUUCGUGAGCGGUGAGAAGGGCAAGGAGCGCACGGACAGCGAGCUCGUCACGCCCUGGUUCAAGUUCCUCUGGUUUUAG
Molecule: messenger RNA, 819 nt
Organism: Closterium sp. NIES-65
Lineage: Eukaryota; Viridiplantae; Streptophyta; Zygnematophyceae; Desmidiales; Closteriaceae
Source: the annotation of a GenBank genome assembly